AUGAACGACCUGAAAAGACCGCCGGAGGACGAUUUCGAGUCAGUGAAACGCCCAAAGCUAGACUCUGUGGCUGUGUCGUCACAGGCCACUCCCCUGAACGUCUCUGCAAUCCCCACGGCAGCAGAUAUCGCGGCUGCUAACCCGCCCGAGAUCACAAAGAACCCGAAUGAGUUGGACAUUGGCGCCAUAACCGACUCUGCGGACGAGUCCGACGACGAAAAAGAGAUCGCUGCAAAAACGGUUGCCAUCGCAGGAACAAACAUCGUGUUGGAAACAGAAGAAGAUAUACAGAAAUGGAUCGAGGAACGCCGCAAAAACUGGCCCACGACAAAGAGAGUCGAGGAAAAACAAGCCAGCAGUGCACAGCAGUCGGUAAAGGUUCCUGCUCCACAAGGAAACCGUCGUGUUUGCAAGUUUUGGCAGAGAUCUCGAAACUGUAGAAACGGCGCAAAGUGCAAGUUUUUGCACGAAACAGGCCCUGCACGGCCACAACAACUACCCAACCACGCGGUGAAACAGAUCGAGGGCCUCAACGUGCAAGUCCCGCGGCGGUUCACUCCCCUGGUCCACAAGGGGAAGUCGCUACAUAACUUGGUGGCAGAGAGCACAAUGAUGGACGAGAAUAACUUACUGCUACAAGUGUUCCGUAAACUCGCAGACAAUAACCUUCUAGACGACUGGGACGAGAUCAAAUCGAAAUUGAAUCUCCCCAAUACCUCCUAA
Ogataea philodendri is the source of this 723-nucleotide messenger RNA. RefSeq lists its product as uncharacterized. The transcript has a single exon. Gene Ontology annotation, molecular function: metal ion binding. NCBI's taxonomy places the organism in Eukaryota, Fungi, Ascomycota, Pichiomycetes, Pichiales, Pichiaceae. The coding region runs from base 1 to 723 and encodes 240 amino acids. The record is from RefSeq and is a predicted model, not a curated record.